CUGGGCGGCUGGGCGGCCGGCCGGCGGGGCGGCGGGGAGGAGGGAGGGGCAGGCGCCUGCAGCGGCGACAGCGGCAGCUGCGGCGCGAACAGGCCCGCAGCGACAAGCGCACGGAGAGCGCGAGGUCCGCGCAGCCCAGCCCAGCCAUGGAGCCCCGCACGGACUCGUUCCAUGAUGUCCCUGUCGGUGCGGCCGCAGCGCCGCCUGCUCAGCGCCCGGGUCAAUAGGAGCCAGUCCUUCGCAGGCGUCCUCAGCAGCCACGAGCGGGGGCCCAGGAGCUUCCCGGCCUUCAGUCCCCCAGGGCCCCCACGGAAGCCCCCAGCGCUCUCCCGUGUUUCCAGGAUGUUUUCCGUGGCGCACCCAGCCACCAAGGUCCCGCAGCCUGAGCGGCUGGAUUUGGUGUACGCUGCACUCAAGCGGGGCCUGACUGCCUACUUGGAAGUGCAUCAACAGGAGCAGGAGAAACUCCAGGGGCAGAUACGGGAGUCCAAGAGGAAUUCUCGCCUGGGCUUCCUGUAUGACUUGGACAAGCAAGUCAAGUCCAUUGAACGCUUCCUGCGACGGCUGGAGUUCCAUGCUAGCAAGAUUGAUGAGCUAUAUGAGGCAUACUGUGUCCAGCGACGUCUCCGGGAUGGUGCCUACAACAUGGUCCGUGCCUACAGUACUGGGUCCCCAGGGAGCCGCGAGGCCCGAGACAGCCUGGCCGAGGCCACUCGGGGGCAUCGAGAGUACACAGAGAGCAUGUGUCUGCUGGAGAGUGAGCUGGAGGCACAGCUGGGCGAAUUCCAUCUCCGCAUGAAAGGGUUGGCCGGCUUCGCCAGGCUGUGUGUGGGCGAUCAGUAUGAGAUCUGCAUGAAAUAUGGGCGUCAGCGCUGGAAACUCCGGGGCCGCAUUGAGGGUAGUGGAAAGCAGGUGUGGGACAGUGAGGAAACCGUCUUUCUUCCUCUGCUCACGGAAUUCCUGUCCAUCAAGGUGACAGAGCUGAAGGGCCUGGCCAACCACGUAGUUGUAGGCAGCGUCUCUUGCGAGACCAAGGACCUGUUCGCUGCCCUGCCCCAGGUUGUGGCAGUGGACAUCAAUGACCUUGGCACCAUCAAGCUCAGCCUGGAAGUCACAUGGAGCCCAUUCGACAAGGAUGACCAGCCCUCGGCUGCUUCUACUGUCAACAAAGCCUCCACAGUCACCAAGCGCUUCUCCACCUAUAGCCAGAGCCCACCAGACACGCCCUCACUUCGGGAGCAGGCCUUCUAUAAUAUGCUGAGGCGACAGGAGGAGCUGGAGAAUGGGACGGCAUGGUCCCUGUCAUCUGAAUCUUCGGACGACUCAUCCAGCCCACAGCUCUCAGGCGCUACCCGCCACUCAUCAGCCCCCAGGCCCCUGGUACAGCAGCCUGAGCCUCUGCCCAUCCAAGUUGCCUUCCGUAGGCCUGAGACCCCCACCUCUGGACCUGUGGAUGAGGAGGGGGCCGUGGCCCCAGUCCUGGCCAAUGGGCAUGCCCCCUACAGCCGGACUCUGAGCCAUAUCAGUGAGGCCAGUGUGGAUGCUGCCUUGGCUGAGGCUUCAGUGGAGGCUGUGGGCCUAGAAAGCAUAGCCCGGGGACCUAGCCUGCCAGCACACCCAGAUCCCACCCAUGGGGAACACCCUGGUCCUGUCUCUCCUGCCCUGGACCCUGGCAAUUCUGCCACAAGUCCCACUCUUAGUACAACAGGCCCUGCCUAUAUAUCUACAGACCCUGCCCCAUCUGCACACCUAGACUUGGUUCACAAGACCCCAGACUCUAGCUUUCCUGAACUGCCAGGCCCCACACACACCACUACAAGCUCCACCUAUAGUGCCAUGAGGCCUACCCACAGUGCUGCAAGCCUUACUCACACUACCACAGGUUCCACCCACAAGCCCAUGCUCUCGACGCUCACUAUUACAGACCCUACCCCCAGUGCUACAGGCCCAGCCCAGACCACCACAAGUCUUACCCACACUGUCACAAACCUGACACAUACUGUCACAAGCCCAACAGACAAGCCCAUGCUCUCUACCCUCACUACUACAGGCUCUACCCCCUGUGCCACAGGUCAGGCCCAUACUACCACAGGCCCCACCCACAAGCCCAUGUUUUCUAUCCUCAUGACUGCGGGUCCUACCCCCAAUACUACAGGCCCAGCCCAGCCCACCACAAGCCCCACCCACAGCACUGCACGCCCCACCCACACUGCUGCAGGCCCCACCUACACUACUGCAAGCCCUACUGACAAAUCCAGGAUGUCAACUCACACCUCUACAAGUCCUACCCCUAAUGCUAAGGACCCAGUCCAGACUACCAGAAGCCCCACCCAUCCUGUCACAAGCCCCACCCUUAUAACUGUAAGCCCUUCUACUUCUUUAGACCUCACCACACUCCCCAGCCCCUCUGCCCACACAGACCCCACUCUCCCAGGCACCGACCCCCUGUCCUGUAGCCACCCAGCCUCCACUCCCUGUACUCAGGCAGACCCUAUAUCCCCCAGCACCUCCUACCCAGGUCCUACCUGUUCCAGUUGGGAACCCCUCACAAGCCCUUCCCCAGACUCCCAAGAGCCUAUCCUUCAGAGCCCAAGCCCUGCUCCCUCAUCCCUAGACCCUGUGCCCCAGCAUUCAGACUUUAGCCUGACUGUGGCUGCCCAGGCCCCAGUUCCAGGGGCAGCUGGAGAGGCUGGGGACAGGAGGCUGGAGGAGGCACUGGGGGCCCUAAUGGCUGCCCUUGAUGACUAUCGUGGCCAGUUCCCUGAGCUGCAGGGCCUGGAGCAGGAGGUGACCCGGCUGGAGAGUCUGCUCAUGCAGAGACAGGGCCUGACUCGCAGCCGGGCUUCCAGUCUUAGCAUCACUGUGGAGCAUGCCCUGGAGAGCUUCAGCUUCCUCAACGAGGAUGAAGAUGAAGACCAUGAUGGUCCUAGGGACAGGCCCCCAAGCAGCCUGGAGCCUGGGGCUGAGGACAGCCUCGACUCGCUCAGUGCCCGCCCCCUCAGCACGGAGUGUCCAGCUCUGGACACUGCCUUGGUCCAGCACCUGUACCACUGCAGCCGCCUCCUGCUGAAACUGGGCACAUUUGGGCCCCUGCGCUGCCAGGAGGCAUGGGCCCUGGAACGGCUGCUGCAGGAGGCUCGAGUAAUUGAGGCAGUAUGCGAGCUUAGCAGGCGAUGGGAAAUCCCUGCCACCUCCGCCCAGGAAGUGGUGCAGUUCUCAGCCUCUCGGCCCGGCUUCCUGACCUUCUGGGACCAGUGUACGGAGGGACUUAGCCCCUUCAUCUGCUCCGUGGAGCGGGUGCUCCUCACCUUCUGCAAUCAGUACAGUGCCCGUCUCUCCCUGCGCCAGCCAGGCUUAGCAGAGGCUGUAUGUGUCAAGUUCCUAGAAGAUGCCCUGGGGCGGAAGCUGCCCAGGAGGCCCCAGUCAGGCCCUGGAGAGCAGCUCACCAUCUUCCAGUUCUGGAGUUACAUUGAAGCCUUGGACAGCCCCUCCAUGGAGGCCUAUGUGACAGAGACCGCCGAGGAGGUGUUACUGGUGCGGAAUCUGAACUCAGAUGACCAGGCUGUUGUGCUGAAGGCCCUUAGGUUGGCGCCUGAGGGGCGGCUACGAAGGGAUGGGCUCCGGGCCCUCAGCUCCCUGCUUGUCCAUGGCAACAACAAGGUCAUGGCUGCUGUCAGCACCCAGCUCCGGAGCCUGUCACUGGGCCCUGCCUUCCGGGAAAGGGCCCUACUGUGCUUCCUGGACCAGCUCGAGGAUGAGGAUGUACAGACGAGAGUAGCUGGCUGCCUCGCCCUGGGCUGCAUUAAGGCUCCAGAGGGCAUUGAGCCCCUUGUGUACCUGUGCCAAACGGACACAGAAGCCGUGAGGGAAGCUGCCCGGCAGAGCCUGCAACAGUGUGGGGAAGAGGGACAAUCUGCCCAUCGACGGCUGGAGGAGUCACUGGACGCCCUACCCCGCAUCUUUGGACCCGGCAGCAUGGCCAGUACGGCAUUCUAAACUCCCUACUCACCGGCUCCCAGUGCCCCUUCCCCCAACUUUCAGGGCUUACCAGGCACUGGCAGGGAGGGUGAGGGCUGGCUCCAGACACCCCUCCUCCACAGAUUCCUAUCAAUGAAAAUCUAAUAUAUUCUUCUGUUGCCCCUGGGGUUGAUAGAGUCAGUGCCUGCAGUCAAGUGCCUCCCAGCCUCGGCUCAGCACACUUACCACAAGUCAGUGUCCCGGGCCUGGCCAUCCUGCCUCUGCCCCAACACAUCCCUUGGUUUUGUAUUUUAUUUACAGAGUUUUACAGAAAAUAAAAAAGCAAGAUGCCUUUCCUACAUGGCCUGGCCUGGUGCACUCCUGACCCUCUAUUCCAGUUGUGGCCCUUCCUGACACUAGUAUGUCCACUCUCCAAUGGCAUGUGCUUUUUGCCCUGGAAAUCCAGGUGGAAGAAAUCCCAGAGAUUGAAACUAGGCUUGGAGAGGAGGGGCAGAGGAAGAGGGUGGUGGGAUGUUGCUAAGGAGGCUCAGCCUGCAGCCUGGGCAUGCCCUGGGCCUAGAAGCUACAGGCCCAGGCUGGAGCCAAACUGUGGAGUUGGCCUAGAGGAGACCCAAAGCGUGCCAGUCCUGAGAACAGCUCCCCAGCAGCUAGCUCCUGGUGACCGCCCAGAGGCAAAAGGAAGCAGGCAAGAAAAGAAAGUGCAGUGGUGGCUAGAGCUUCUGGCCACCAGGGGGCAGCAGAACCCUGCCAGGGCCAGGCUUCUUGGUGUUCCUUUGCCCAGACAGCUUCCUAUAGAGGGGGCUGAGCACCAGGACCUCCUUGAGGGCUGAGUAGUAAGAGGAGAUCCUCACAGAGGGGAAGAGCUGGGGCCUGGGAGGCAGGAGACCCGGAUGGCUGCCCUGUGACCCUAAACAGCAAGUCUCUCCUCUCCCUGAGCUGCCUCCUCUCUGUAAUAACAAACCUGACUGAACCCAGUGGCCUCCCACAGCCAGCCGACCAGCCUGUGCUCUGCUGCUUCAGGAAGCAGGGCUCCAGGGAGAGGGCUCACCUCCCCAAGAGCUGCCUGACACCUUCAGAGAACAAAAAAAAGAAGAAAGGAAAAAGGCAUGUUUGUGAAGGCAAAGAAGCAGAUGGGUUGGCACGUGGGAAGAGGAUUGCUUCUUUGCUUCGCCCACAGAGUGGAGCGGGGGUGCCUUUCUUGUGUGUUUCUAUGCAUGGUGUGUGGGUACAAUUUGCUGAACCCUAGACAUAUGAUAUGCUCCCUCCUUUCCCUCCACCGUCCCCCACCCUGAAAGCCUUGGAGUGUCCUAUUCAUGCCAUCCAUCCUGUGUGGACAGAAGGCUCUUGGCUUGGCUGCAGAAUGCAGCUCAUUUAGGCCUGGGUAGUACAAGAGGGUGAGCUUGGGAAGGACUCCAGGUCCCAUACAAACUGCUAAGGAAGAACAAUCCUAUCUUUUAGGAAGUAAGACUGUCAUUGGCCUGAAGAAAGGGGCCUCUUUUUUCAGAAGGUUGCAGUGGAGUGAUGGCCACGAUUUCAGUUUGAUGUCCAUGGUCAAGUCUUACUUGUCUCUGAAUAUAUCCAAGGCAUAUGGACCCUCAAUAAAUGCUGACAUAGAGCAGCUGAAUAAACAGAUGAAUUGCUAUGGCAAACA
Molecule: messenger RNA, 5629 nt
Organism: Equus quagga
Lineage: Eukaryota; Metazoa; Chordata; Mammalia; Perissodactyla; Equidae
Gene: RIPOR1
Product: RHO family interacting cell polarization regulator 1
Exons: 23
Coding region: 172-3996 (1274 amino acids)
Source: RefSeq, a predicted model, not a curated record